AUGGAUAAGAUAUUGAGUAUUGACCCUAGUGGAACCGGAACUAUUCAGCAAUAUCAACCAAAUAUUUUACUUUAUGAGGAUACUAAUUACAUCCACAAAAGAACCAAAGACGGAUUAAACUUAUUCCGAUUAUUAGGAGCAAUUGAAUGUUUGGAAGUAGAAAGGAUGGAGAGAGUGAAUGUUCUCAAAGUUAAAGAGUUAACCAAACAACUUUUUAAAGGAAUUAAGCAAAUAGAGAAUAUAGAAUAUUUGCCAGGGAGAG
Molecule: messenger RNA, 262 nt
Organism: Ambispora leptoticha
Lineage: Eukaryota; Fungi; Glomeromycota; Glomeromycetes; Archaeosporales; Ambisporaceae
Source: the annotation of a GenBank genome assembly